Melanotaenia boesemani (Boeseman's rainbowfish) is the source of this 9074-nucleotide messenger RNA. Its product is annotated as histone-lysine N-methyltransferase ASH1L-like. The record is from RefSeq and is a predicted model, not a curated record. The transcript has 14 exons. The coding region runs from base 586 to 6573 and encodes 1995 amino acids. NCBI's taxonomy places the organism in Eukaryota, Metazoa, Chordata, Actinopteri, Atheriniformes, Melanotaeniidae. Gene Ontology annotation, molecular function: DNA binding.
AGCGAGACAAGCCAUUAGAACUGGCGGGAGCGAUGUAACUUUCCCCGAUAGAAGUGGGCAAAAUAAGAUCCAGUGAGUGUAACCAGUCCGCCACCUAGCUGCGGAGACGCGCCGACGUAGAUCUGUCGACUGUAUGAUUAUGAAAACACCCGCGCUAAUGUUGUUGCACAGUAGGCUCUGCGCUCUGUUGGGACUGAAACUCGGUUUUGGGGGGUGUUUUAACCUCCGCUGGCCUUAGUUAUGUAAUCAAAGCAACAUCUAAUGCACCAAAAGCGACGGAUUGCUGUUGGUGCGAAGGAGAAGAGCAGGACAGCAACACCUUCACCUCCUGCCGAAACGCAGUUGGCUUUGGGACGCGCUCUCGGAUUUACUCGGCUAACGCCUACAGGACAAGAGAGAGACCUUCCCUUUCUGUAUGAAAGCACCCAACCAUACUUGGACCGUUAAAGGAUCUAUUUUUGUAACCCUCUGAUCUACUCCUGCAUUCUGCUCUCCACCUUUCACCCCACCAGCCCGACAAAGCUGAUUUAAAAGUGUUAUACUGGGACCCCAACAACACCCUGCUUCUCCCCCCUGACUUCUCUGAUGGAACAGAGAGUGAAGGGGGGAACCCCUCCAACCACCACCUCCACACUGGACCCAGCUUCUGCACCUGAAAACUCUGAGCCGGACCAAGUGCCAGAGAAGAAGAGGAGAGGGGAGGUGGAGAAUGGCAGUGUGGGGAAAAAAGAGGAGGAGAAAAGAGGAGCAGGAAAAAAGAGGGAAGGAGACAAGGGGACAGUUUUGGAGCUGCUCAUCGAGGGGCGUUGUGGAAGCAUAGGGCAGCAAGAGCUUCCGAUCUCUGGCAGAGAGGCGAGCUGCCCUGAGGGAAAUGUACGAGUCCGGAUUGGACUUGAAGCCAAGCGCACCAAAAAACCGCCCAAGAUUUUGGAGAGCUACGUUUGCAAGCCCACCAUCAGGACCUAUCAGAGACAAGGCAGGGGGGGACUGCUGAGGGCGGAUGGAGAAGGCCAGCAGAGUAAAAGCAGCUCUACCACAGACGAAGCAAACAGAGAGCAACGCUCAGACUUGGAUGCUGUCCAGACCACAUCCAAAAAAACUGCAUCUGCUGCUUCCCCACCACUUACAUCAUCAUUAUCAUCCUCGUCAGCACAGAGUCUGUCGUUAUCAUCAACAUUUACUACAGAUUCCACCCCGGCCUCGGUCCCUGCCGUAACCAGCCAAGGGACCAAGACAGUCAAACAGGUUCCUGUCAAGCUGGCCGAUAAGGCAGAGGAGAAUUCAAAUAGCUCAUCAGAGAAAGUGAAGAAAGACAAGGUUUUAAGUGUCAAUGGCCAGCCUGUCCCUGCAGGACCCAAAUCUUGCUCGCCCACAGCAGACCCAACAGCCUCAACCACUCCGUCCACCCCGUGCAUGCAGACAGUUUCCGCACUGGAAACCAGGAAUGAUGGGAAAAGCUCCAAGAAACAUAAUGGUUUGGUUCAGACAGCCAAACAGAAGGGACUAUCAAAUGGGAGAAGCUCUGCAAACAUCAUUGGUACUUCAAGCUCAUCGAAAAACAAAGUUGGAAAACAAAGCAGUAUCUCCUCUGUUUCUUCCAUGAACUCCUCAACAAGGCUUCCAGGCUCCUCCAGCUCUGCAGACUCUCCCUCUUAUCACCCAGUUACCCCUAAGCAACAGUCAUCCUCCACUGUGGAUCUCUCCCCUGCUCAAUUGCAAGGCCAGGAUCCAUCUCUACAGCCCCUACCAGAGAAAAAGAAAGAGAAGAAAGCUAAGAAAGAGAAAAGGAGAGAUAAAAAAUCUAAGCGAGAUAGACUGGAUGCUGAUAGAACAAAAAGUGAGAGCAGAAAUGAAGAAGUCAAGAAGAAGAAAAAGGAGAAGGGGAAGGAUGGAAAACCAAGACAUAGUAAAGAAAAGGAUGACAAACACAGAUGUGAUGAUUCAAGGAGGGAUGAACUACAGUCUGAGAAAAGAAAAGAAAAGCUCAGUCCAGACAGACAGAAAGCUGAAGAUAAUAAUACAAAAUGCAGUGAAACAGCUGGUAAUGUUAAACUAGAUAAAACCUGUAAAGCAGUGAAUCCUAGCAGAUUAGACGAGAAAGAGAAGACAAAUGACAGUUGCAAGCCAGCAAAACAAGCGGAACCAGCAACAACAGGUGAUACCAGUAAAUCAAAAGAACAAGACAUCUCAAGACAUCCAACUGUGCCUCCAACCCACUCUAUUUCUUCUGCUCCUCCCCCUUUGCCCAUGCCUUCUGCCCAUGCUCCCAUUUCUCCCCCUUCAUCGCCCCCUGAGCAGGACAGCCGACCGCUCAAGAAACGCAAAGCCAGAAGGCCCAGCUGGACCAAGCUGGUGCACCGUGCUCAGAGGUUGGAAAAUCAGGAAUCCCCUUCGGAUUCUCUACAUAAUUCUUUUCAAAGUUUCCCCCAAAUCACCAAGACGCUCCUUCCUGCCAAAGCCCCAAUUCAGCAGACUGACGAGUCAGACCCAGCACAGUCUAGCUCUUUAUUCAGCAGCUCCUCUCCUCUGUCUUCUGGAGUCAAACCUCCAACUCCAAAGCAGGAUCAACUUACAUCCGAUUCAAGCCCCUCUGCAUCCAGAGUCCCUGUAAACACUAUUCGAAAAAGGGGUCGACCAAAAUCUCACAGCUCAAGUAUAGAUGAGCCUCCCCCUCGACUUUCACCAACGGAUAUCCCAACUGAGGUGCCUCAUCUGGGGUGCGAUCGAGUUCAAACAGCCCCUGUGCUAGAGCCAAGUCCAGUCCUGCAGUGUGCUGCUCAGUCUAAAUCCAGCCCCAAGAAGCGUGGCCGUCCUCCCAAACGCCACUUUCUUGAGGACCAGAGUGGAGAUGCACUGAAUCGCACAGAUCACAUGGAAAGGAGUAAAGAUUUUUCUCCUCCUGAAAAGGGGAAUCGGCAGCUAAAGAUAAGGAGACUGAUUAAUGAGAUGAAGAAAAGAAAGAAAAGAAGACUUCAUAAAGCUAUUCUGUCUGGUUAUGUAGGAAAGGAGGGAAAGGGAGGCGAGGCAGCAGACGGGAAAACCUCUUUGAGAAUGUGUAAAUCGAUUGAAGCUACAACAGUACACACACUUUCAGCCCUGUCUUCCUCAUUUGGGAGCAAGCUGGGCCCUCAAAUCAAUGUGAGCAAGAGAGGGACCAUCUACAUGGGCAAGAGACGAGGACGCAAGCCUAAAUCUCAAACAGCUUACCUAAAUUCCAGGUCUCAAAACUCCACUCAACUAUCUCUGUUUACCACUUCCUCUGAAACAUCUCUCUUCGCAUCUAACCAACCACAGCAUCCUCCCUCUCAUCCCUUUCCUUCCCCAUCUCUUACCCACUCCAGUGGAGCCCAGAGCCCUUACAGCGAAGGCAGCCUCACAGAACCGACACCUUCCCUCCUUUUUUCUCACCCUUUCUCCCUCCCUUCCCCAUCCUCCUCCUGCACAUCCCCCCGUCCUCCCUCCUCUUCAUCCCUCUCCCCCUUUGUGAAGAAGAGUUGUCCAUGUCAGGGAAGGCAUCACUUCCCUUUCCACCAGUCGUCAUGUAAGCUCUCCUGUGCCACCCCUCCAGUCCAUCACACACCUGGCUCUCCCGGGCACUUGAAAGAAGCCACCCCCUCCCCCAGGAGUGAGUCACACAGCGAUGAGACACUGCCCAGUGACAGCGGGAUUGGGACAGAUAACAACAGUGUCUCAGAGCGAGGGGAGAUGAGGGGAGCUCGAGGAAUGCUGAGGUUGGGUCAGGGGUCAGGGGUGAUUCUAGGGGGUCAAAGACUAUCUUCUUCUCUUGUAGACCGACCUUCACCAGUCUCAUCCCCCCUCGCUCAUAUGCCUAGGCACACAAACCCUCUGAGUAGUUCAAACAUCGGGGAGCGGCACAGAGACAGACACCGGCAUAGGCAAAGGGAUUAUGACUGUUCCUCUUCCUACACCUGCUUGUGUCCUUGCCCCUGUCCGGGACACAACAAGUGCACUCACACGGACUAUUAUCCUUGCGUUGGGCACACUGCUUUGAAGAGGCAGAAAAAUAAACAUAAGAAGAAGCACCAGCAGCUGCUCAUGCAGGAUCCAGAGUUUCUGGCAGAGCUAGAUGAUCUGAUUGCUCAGUUUAAUGAGAUCCACAUCGGCCGGAGAAGCUGGGCGAGGGUAGGACUGGGUCAGGGGUUUGAUGGGAGUGCUGCUGGAGGAAGGCGACACCAUUCCUCCUCUCAUUCCCUCCGCUCUAACAUAUUCAGGAUCAAUCUAAAUGGCUUCUAUUCGCCUCACCCAUCAUCUUUUUCUGCCAACCACUCCUUCACCCCACAGUCUUAUUACCCCUGCCACUGCAACAGGAAGCCAGAGAGCAGGCAGUGUGGCUGUCCAUCAAAGUUUCAGGAAACAAUUGAAAAUGUGGGGUUUUAUAGCAGCUAUCACCCAGUGCCCCCAACACUCUACCACCACCUCCCUGCUUCUUACCCACUUCCACCCCCUCACCAGUAUGCCCCCCAUCAACCUCAUCACGCUCACUUCUUCCUCAACCCAGCCAGAUUCCACCGGCGGAGGAGUAGGUUGCUAAGGGAGGGAGCUUUAGGGGGAGAGGUCGAGGGAGAUCUAGGGGGAGGAAGCAGAGGAGGAGGCUCUGGGUUCACAUCCAGCCUCUCUUGUGGCUGUGGGAGGAAUGAACACAAACACAAACAUAAACAUCGCCACAGGCACUGUGAGCGAGAUGUGGAUGAUAAAGAGGAGUUACAUGAGGACGAGGAGGAACCAGAGAUGUUGGCUGGUUCAAAAGGACGGUCAGGGUUCAUUUUGGGGCAAGGAGAAGGAAGAAGGAAAGCUGCAAGAGGAUCAGGGAAUAUGCUGUCUAAAGAAUCACCCUGGUUACGUCAGAAUGGAAACAUUCCAUUCUCUACCACUGCUUCCUCCUCCUCCUCAUCUUCAGCAGAGAGGUACAAACAUACAUCUCUCACCUCACUGGGGCUGGGUUCUUCUCACCUGUCUUCAUUUGGAGGCGGCUGGGGUGGCUUGGGCCAGAGCUUGACAAAAUUUGGAAACCUUGGUAGCCCAGCAUUUGGGAACUCAAACCCCAGCUGGAGAGGCUUCACUGGCGACCAGCUAGCAGGAAGACUGACAGUAUCAGAUGAGGACGAUGAAGAUGACGAGGAUGCUCAUGAGUCUCACCUAUACGAGACGUCCACACCUCCGUCACAUACCAACUUGUUCACUUUUGCUGCCAUGGCAACAGGGGGGCGGGGUUUGAGGAGUGGAUUGUUUGGUAGGAAUCCAGGAAGUGGAGAGGGGUCGUGGAGGAGAGAUGAACCAGCAUGGACAGAGCGGAGGGAGGCAGGUUUACAAGGUGACUCGAGGAGCCGUGGGCAACAGAAAAGUGUGCCAACUUCAGACAAUGUGGCGGUGAAAAACAAAAGAGGGCCAGGACGACCCAGGAAACACCCACUGCCCUCACCCUCUCCCAAUCGCUCUUCUGCAACUCCGUCCAUGUCAUCAGCUGACCUCUUGUCAGCACGCAGCCACAACAGAGAUGGGAGAGAAGUGGGAGGGAAAAGAGAAGAAACAGUGGCAGAGAGAGGAGGGGGCAACAUGAUACAGCAGGUGACAGAACUGGAGUUGCAGGCAAAGAGGAAGAGAGGACGGAAGAGAAAACAUGGUGACUCAUCUUGUCAUCAGAGUCUCAACAUGGAUAAAACUGAGUGUGACAACCCCCCUGAAUGUCAGUCAGAUGUUGACCAGGCCUCCUUCCAGUCUCUAACCAUCCAGAGAGAAGAGAGAGCUGAUGGUCCUCCCUGGAAGAAGUUUCUGAAGGCAGGGCUUUACUCUGAUGAUUACAAAACUACAGAUCCCCCCUCCCACUCCCAGAAGAACUGCAGCGAGAGUAUGGAGUACACCCCAGGGGAGCAUGAGUACAGUCUUUUACCUGCUCCUAUACAUGUUGGAAAGUACUUGAGGCUAAAGAGAAUUCAUUUUCAGCUGCCCUAUGAUGUAAUGUGGCUGUGGCAGCACAACCAGCUUUACCGGCAGCCUGCUGUUCCCCUGAAGAGGAAACGACGUUACUGCCGCAUGAAAGAGAGGACUGCAUCUUCCCUGCAGACAGUGGAGGAGAGCUCCAGUGACAUUACCAGCCUUUUCCCACACCUCGACAUGGAGCCUCUGACCAGCAGUGAGAGGAGCUUUGUAGUAAAACACCACGUGUUCCUCGUGAGGAACUGGGAGCUCGUGAGAGACCGACAGAUCCAAAUGAGGAUAGAAAGAGAGAGGGAGAGAGACGAGGACAGGGAGGAGGGAGAGGAAGGAGAGGAAGGCGAUUCGCAAAGUCUGUCCUGUGAUGGAGCCAAUGGGGACGACAGCCACAUCAAGUCAGAUCAGUCCGUGGGGGUGGAGGUGACGGUAAUCAGCAGUGACCCCCACCACAAAAGUCAGGACACCUCCAGCUCGCUCACUGCCAGUCCCUAUCCCACCAAAACCCAGAACAGUCAAGAGGAGGAGGGAGAGGAAAUAAAACAAGGGGAAGGAGAGGCCUGCAGCAGAGAACAGAGGAGGAAACGGCUGAAUGAUUUACUUUUGACCCUGCAGCAUUCAUAAGCUAACACAGACGGAGGCGGAACCGCUCUAAGAAAGGGACCAGCCCCACCACUGGACAGAUGGACAACAACUGAUGUCACAGCACUGCAAUCAGCAGUAGUAGCGCCCCAGAGAACAUGCGAGAAAAAGCAAGGGGAGUUGGAAAAUGAUAUCGGCUGAAAAUGAAAGAAAGACUUCUCGCACACUGAUAGAUGAGUUUGUUGACCUUGCGCUUUGAAGGGCAUCACACCAAGCAUGAAACCAUGGCAACACAUCUUUUGUCCGAGCAACGAGAGAUGAGAGAAACAGAGAUAGACUGUCCUGGAUGAAAGAAACAGACCAGCUGAAAUGAAUUUGCACUAGUGCUGGAUGAACAAGCACACUAAAGACUGUAUGUACGCUGAGUGGACACACUAUAAACACACAUACACUUUGAUUGCUCUUACUUCGGCACCUUAAGCAAAUCAGGAAAGACAGACGUUGCACGGGAGGUUGAAAGUGGACAUAUAUGGUACACAGCAUUUUGGCUCCGUAGUUUCCAAGAGACAAGGAGCUCACAAGCAGCCCAGGGGAACGUGAAUGUAGCCUGGGCCCUAAGUAGGUCAAAUUUGAACCCUCAUUUACUUGUUAAGCUUUCAAAGUCACAUUGCACCUUUGGGAGAUGGCAUAAAGAGAAGUGAGCCAGUUAAAAACUGUUGAGACAGUGUUGGGGUUUUGCUUCACUUUAACAAGACAGUGUCUGCCAUGUACCACUGAACAGGCUGGGGAGGGGGUGGGCUUAGCAAUAGGAAUUUUGGCAUCGCUGCAAGAGAAUUUCUAAUUAGGUUUUAAGAAAGAGGUUAUUUUUGGAAAAAAAACGACAAAACAAAAAGGGACAGCUUGAGUGCUGCCUGUUAUAGAAAUGGACAGAAUAUAUUCAUGACAGAAAUGUUUAUUGUUACCUAUUUUCAGUAUUGCUUCUGAGAGAGGGGACAUGGAUGUGUGUAAAGUGGUUUUGUUUACUUCAGACUGCCUUUGAGAAUGUUUCACUCUUUGCUUCUGAGCAUUGACAAUCAGAAUGUCCUCAGAGGGCGAGAGCAGAGAGGAAAGGGAAUGGAAACUAGAACUGAUUUACCCCAAAUGCUCUGUAGAAGUGCCAUGUUGUCUUGUGUGCGUACCUAAGCAAACUCAUACAGUCUUUAAAAGCAAUAUCUUCUCUGAUAAGGACUAUAAAAGAACUUCUGUUGUUCUUUUUUUUUGUUCAUUUUUUUCUUUUUGUUGUGAAUAUUUGGGGGUUGGAGGUUAUUUUUCUGUAAAAAUGAAACGUAGAUUGUUAUCAUCUUUAGAGCAUCUGGGAAACCCACUUAGUGGAAGUAAGCUUUCAGUUUCAUGUGAAUGUACAGUACAUAGAGAGACUUGUUUUUCUUCCAUCAGCAGUAGCGUGUAAAACUAGUAUUAUACAUGACAAUACUAUCUGGAUUAUCCAUAAAAGCUAGUUAUCACACUUUCAUUUUACUAAGAUAUUUUUAACAAAUUAUUCAGCUGACCAAUAUAUCCGACAUUUCUCUUUACAAGUGACUAUGAUUGUAUAUGAUUUUUUGUAGUUACAUAUUUUGUCUCUUUAUUUUUUAGCUGAGUACGUUUGUUUUUGGUCAGACAAUCAGUGACAGUGAAUUAGUUUUUCCAGUGUUAAAUUCCUGCUCUCUUUCAGUAGUGUGGCUUUUUAUAAUAAGCCAAGAAAGUGCAAUUUCUUUGACUGUUUACAUACUGUAUGUAUAUUUUUUCCUCGUUCCUUUUUUUAAACUAAGAGCACUACAUUAUUGCCAGUGGAUGAUUAACUUUAUAGCAAAGGUACACAUAAAGAGUUAUUUAUCUAGUUUGCAUGAUAUGUAACCUUUGCCUGUUGCCUCUGAUGGUGUGCAUCUGAAAAAAAAAACAUCAAAAAACAGUGAUAACUCAAUGCCAUAGAAUGUCCGCUCAAACUUUUUGCCUCUAUAUCCAUAAUAAUAAAAAGCAUUUUAUGUCUACUAGUACUAAAUCGUAGAAAUCCUUCGUGUAAAGCCACAAGGCCUCCUGCAUGCUCUUGUGUGUAUUUUGAAUGGAGUACUGCAGCAAUGUUAAUCAGCUUGAGCUAACAGUGCUAUCUAGUGGUGUUAGAUUGUAAAUUUCAUCUGUGUUGUCCUCCAUAAUGACCCCCAAUGGAGGAAGGCAUGAUCAAAGGAGCUCGAUUACAAGAUGGGGGAGGGGUGGAGCUCAUUCUGGAGAGAUAUUUGCAUUUUAUCGGCCCUCAGAACAUCUGACAGCCUCCUGGGAACAUUUAAACCGAGAGAAAGAGGUAAGAGAUGUCUGAAAGAUUCCCCAAGAGCUUGAAAAAAGAUGGAAAUUUGCAGUUAAGUAUGUGGGUGUUUAACAAAAGACUAGUUUAUUAACUUAAUUUGUUCCUAUAACACAUGCAAAACACUUUUUAAAAAUAAAAUAAAUCUAACUAUGAUUUGAAAAAAUUACAAAAUCAAUAUAGGUAAUGUUAAAAAUUAACCUUAUUU